CUGAGCCCAAGUGGACAGCUGCAGCCAUUUCUCUGUCCCUCACCCGAAUAAUAAGAAAACAUGCACGGAGCUUCGUUUUCUCUCUAUGAAGAGCCGGACGUCCGGGAGUGGCCGCGUCGGCAUCGCGGCCGCGGGCUGUAAGUGAUCAACAACCGCGCUCUUUCCAAAACUUUCUCUCAAUUCAACGCCUGCGCAGACAAAACGAGCCGGAAAAACAUGGAGGGACAUCUGCGAGCAGGCGGCUCCGAGGUCGCGGGGAUGCACGUGAAAACCGAGGAGGUGGAUGAAAGCCCGUCUGCUCUGGUGCUGGGCAGCCGGGAGUCGCCUGCGCCCUGCGGAGAAGCCGCCUGCAGAGGAGGAGGAGGAGGAGGAGGGGGAGGAGGAGGAGCAGGGGAGCAGGCUGCAGAGGAGCUGGAUGAGGAGGAGCUGCAGGCCACCACCACCACCACCACCCCUGUGCUGCUGUAUCCCGUCAGCACAGAUCGGUUCUUCACUACAGCCGCAGAUGGAAAAACAUACCUGAAGAUAGCGCCAGCUGCAGUGAUGCCGUCUGCUUCUUCAGAGAAGACGGUUUCCUCCGGUUCGGAUUUCUCCUCCAAGGCCGUUUUGUGCCUGAUCGAGGCCAUUGGGCGGCGCUGGGGCCUGUACGACACCCGGGAGCGCUCGCAGCUCUUCCAGAGCGUCCAGGAGGAGAUGGCCUCCAAGGGACACAUCCUUCCAGUGGAAAAAAUCCGGCGCAAGUGGAACAAUCUCAUUGUCACGUACAAGAGAGUUAAAGACCGCAGCCGAGAGACAGGACACGCCAAGACGUCCUGGGAGUUCUUUGAUCUGAUGGAGGCCACUCUCUCGGACACUAUCGGCACACAGAUCAUCAAUAACAAAAGACAUAAAGGUGGCAGCACAUUUUCUCCGCUGUCUGGUCCGAUGGCAAAGAUCGCUGCGAAGCCGCUUCCACAACCGGCCACCAUCAUUCGUCCCAGUGGUGACUUUGCCUCAGCAGGCGGUCUGGAGUCUGUGGGGAUGGCCGCCGGCCAGAUCAGCAGCUGUGCUGCCAGUUCCUCGCUGAGCGCAGCCACCAUCAGCCCCAUAAACGCUCCAGAGCUCAAGCCUCUCAUCCUCCUCAAUGGCGACACCAGCAUUCAGUCAGCCUCCAUCGUUCCAACUCCGACUUAUAUUUCCUCACCUUGUUUUACAGAAACAGCUUCUACUUCUCCUUCUCUUGGCUCGGCGAGCAGCACCGACCUCAGUUCGUCAGGCUGCCCGAGCCGUAAAGGGUCGUCCUUUACAUCAGGCGUCAUACCUUUUCGGCUUAGCACAGCACCCCUCAGCCACAGUCAGAAUGUCCUCGGGCUGUCUUCGUUCCAGCCGACUUCCUCCUGCCUCCCUUCUACUAUUGCCACCUCGUUACCUGCGGCAACCAUGCCAGGGGCCGAAGGGCAGAACCAGAAAGGGAGCAAAGAGCAAAGCAGCUUUCCUCUGUUUGAGGAGAUCCUGAAGCGGCAGGAGGAGCAGGCCUACCUGGAUCGAGUGGCCCGGCGCAGGGUUGAAGCCAGAGAGAAGAGGCGCGAGAGGAGGGAGGUGCGGAUGUCCGAGUCCCUCGGAAGGAUAGCCACGGCUAUGGAGCUGCUCUCCUCCAAACAGGACACAAUCAUUGCUCUUCUCCAGAGACUGGCCGAUCGGAAGUGAGGCUUUUAAGGCUGGAAAGCAAAUCCACUUGAACAUCGGAUCAUGCUUGUCAAAAUAUGUACCCCCUUUCAGUUCUAAGAUGUAUUUCAAUACGAUUAAAUAAAAAAAAAAUCAUCAGAUCCUUCGCUGGUCUGGAAAAUGAGGUGCAUACAGUCUGAGAUGACCAAAGCAACACAUAACAUAUUACACUGUAUCAUUAAAAAACAAGCCUUCCUGCUUCCAGAGGAAUCAAGAGUUACAGCCACUGACCUUCAUCAGACAUUUUGGCAAUUUGCUGAUGUGAAUCAAUCAAAUGUGGGUGAAUACAAUGCCAAGAAGGACAGACAUCAGCUAUUGGUUUAGAGAAGCAAUUGUUAUUGUUGACAGUCAGCCUCUGAAGGAGUCCAUCAUUAUUUACUAAACAUUCAAGACAGUCUUGCCAAGAGUUAAUCCCAAGUAAUAAUUGGGAAAUAACUAUUUCUAUAUCUCCGACUCGGCGAGCCUCAGUCAGCAUGGUACAUUGAGCAUUCGUGACACUCACAUUAGAAAAGACUGAACAGAGAAGACGUAUGUAGAGGCCUUGCCAGGAGGGAGACGUGUCCCUAACCAGAACACAUCCUCGUGGCUUACGUUAGCGGUGUUCACACCGGUUUGGACAGAGGCCCCAGGGUGGGUCUGUUUAAAGAAAUCUAAACAGCAUAGCGGUACACUUCACGCCACCAGUCAAGCACGGUGGUGGAGGGAUGAUGAUUCAGUAAGUUUGACUACACUGUGUCUAAAUAAUGACUUGGUGGAACAAAGUUCCAGUUUCCACAAGAGCAGGGCGGUCCCUGUCUACUUCCAAGAGCACCUCCUAUCCUUAACGUUAUCUAGGUAACGUUUUACCACACAGCUACAUGCUCUCCUAACUACGCUCACUCUCCAGGUUACCACACUGACUGUGGCUCUGCUCAACAUAAUGUUCAUCUGAGAUCGCUCAACACGUCAAACUUUAGGAUUGAAGAAAGUCAACUCCUGUUUUUAUGAGGCAGUACAUGAUCCUUCAGUACAUACAUGUAAUAGAACAUAA
Messenger RNA from Cololabis saira (Pacific saury), 2734 nucleotides. RefSeq lists its product as uncharacterized. The record is from RefSeq and is a predicted model, not a curated record. The transcript has 4 exons. Bases 217 to 1686 code for a protein of 489 amino acids. NCBI's taxonomy places the organism in Eukaryota, Metazoa, Chordata, Actinopteri, Beloniformes, Belonidae.